This is a messenger RNA of Closterium sp. NIES-65, 457 nucleotides long. Lineage: Eukaryota; Viridiplantae; Streptophyta; Zygnematophyceae; Desmidiales; Closteriaceae. The record is from the annotation of a GenBank genome assembly.
GUGAGAAGGCUAGAGGCGGAAGGGUUGACGGCGAAGCAAUCCGAGGCUAUUACACAUCUUAUCACAGAAGUUCUCCAUGAGAGUCUCGACACAGCCGCGCACACUUUCGUUUCAAAGUCAGAGAUGCAAAAGUCGGAGAUGGUGGCGGAGGCAGCCAUGGCCAAGGUCAAGACGGAAAUUCAAAGCCUCCAGGAUUUGAAGUUUGCUGGAUUGACUCGGGAGGUUGAAGGCCUCAAGACGGAUUUGGACAAAGUAAAGAAUGAAAUACGAUACGAGGUGGAUAAGGUGACAGCAGGUCAACGUCUUGAUCUGAACUUGGAAAGAGGGAGAAUCAAAGAAGAUAUCACAGCUCAAACUCAGGAGCUCAGCAGCUUGUCCAACAAGAUGGAUAGGGAGGUGAACACAUUGAAGGCAGAGUUAGAAGGCGCCAAGUUUGAAAUAAUCAGAUACUGCAUAG